This is a messenger RNA of Setaria italica (foxtail millet), 1150 nucleotides long. Its product is annotated as RING-H2 finger protein ATL43. The record is from RefSeq and is a predicted model, not a curated record. Bases 350 to 1024 code for a protein of 224 amino acids. The transcript has a single exon. Lineage: Eukaryota; Viridiplantae; Streptophyta; Magnoliopsida; Poales; Poaceae.
UUCUGAAGUUAAAAUGGAUACAAAGCGUUUUGGUAGAGAGGGAGUACACCAAACGCCUAACUAAUCGAAUGCCCCUGUUUCAUUUGCUUGCUGACGAUUGUUUCCUCUGCACGAACCAAAACCGUUGACUUGGAGAAAAAGAACACGCUUUCAGCCAAUCGCUCUUCGUCGCCAUUUCGCGGGCACAGGGAGUGAGGAUCUUGGAAAUUCCCGUAGAAUUUGUGCUCACGACCCAUAUCAUCAUCAUCCGUGUCACGCGCACCCGCGAGUGAAGGAGGUUUACUAGAGCAGCUCAGCUUCAGCACCCCGGCUCAACUCAACGCGCGCGCGCCAGGCCGCCGCCGCAGCGAUGGACUGCUUCAUCCGCGUGCUCGGCCUGGCCAUCGCCAACUUGGUCUGCGUCGGCGGCACGGGCGUCCUCAUCAACUCGCUCGUCCACCGCGCGCGGAGGCCACACCGCACGAGCGACAUGGUCGCGCUCUCCCUCUUCUUCGUCUUCUGGAUCGGCGUCAGCGCCUGUGUCUACCCGGCCUUCUGCGGCGCGCUCUUCCCGUGGUCGGCGCUGGGCCGUGUCCUCGCCCCGCCUCUGCGCGCCGCCGCGUGGGUGCUCCGCCUGCCGUGCCGGUGCGCGCGCACGGUCGCCGGUUCCGUACUACAGCGCCACCGGAGCAGGAGCGGCGGCGGCGGCGCUUCGGGCGCGUUGCCGCAGUUCGUGGUGCGAGGACAGGGCGAUGGCGGCAUCUACGUGCUCGCGCGGGAGCCACCGGUGCGCGGCGGGGCGCGGGUGGUCGCCGUCGACGACAUCCUGGCGUACGAGCAGCAGCACGGCGACAAGCGGCCGGACGGCGCGUCGGGCUGUGCGGUGUGUCUCGGCGAGGUGGAGGACGGGGAGAUGGUGAAGCGGAUGCCGGGGUGCCUCCACAUGUUCCACCAGGAGUGCAUUGACCUGUGGCUGCGCGACCACUCCACAUGCCCGGUCUGCCGGUACAACGUCUUCGCUCCGAUGCCGGAUCAAGUAGUAUGAGUGUGACAACGUUUAGAUUCUUGCCAUUUUUCUUGUCUAUCUUGGUAGCGAGAGGCAACAAAAAGAGCUUACUGUAUAUGUAACUGGGUAAAUGUAAAUAGAUGCAGAUAUAGAGACUAGUAAAAU